AUGAAGACUACAGUCCAGGGCUUUUGGAGCCAUGCUCUUGUCAUUACCAUCUUUUUGAGUUGGGUUUCGGCAGACUUUUCGGCCAAUUCUUCGACAGCAUGCACUCUUGUCAACGGCGGCAUUGUCACACUCGGCGUCCACCUUGGUUUGACUCACAUUUCGGCCGCAUGCCUGAACUACGAUGGGAUCCCUGUUCCAGUGACGCGAAUUGAAGGCCACGAAGCAUACAAGGAGUAUAUGACUGACACUAUCGAGCAUGACGGGGUUCGCUUUCUCUAUGACGGCACCUACCAUAUGAAAGUCGAUGGUCAAACCCUCCCUGCUCCGCCAGAGAUCCAUAACGAUACGGACGUCGAAAGCAUCCUGAGAAACGGGCUUCGAAACAUUAUGGAAGCGGCCCAAAACCACCUGGACACCUCGGUGAAGAUCGAAGCAAUUGCACAUCCACAACAUUUCAACCGGACUUCCAGAAGAUCCAUCUAUCACGCUGAACAGGCAUUCAGCCCAGUUUUCCACGAACCACAGUAUGUACAUGCCUUCUUCACAAUGGCCGCCACUGCAUUCUCCAAUAACUACUGCACCGCACCCCGGAUUGGAGCGCCACCGGACGACGACCCUUGA
Molecule: messenger RNA, 621 nt
Organism: Exophiala xenobiotica
Lineage: Eukaryota; Fungi; Ascomycota; Eurotiomycetes; Chaetothyriales; Herpotrichiellaceae
Exons: 3
Coding region: 1-621 (206 amino acids)
Source: RefSeq, a predicted model, not a curated record